Molecule: messenger RNA, 816 nt
Organism: Cutaneotrichosporon cavernicola
Lineage: Eukaryota; Fungi; Basidiomycota; Tremellomycetes; Trichosporonales; Trichosporonaceae
Gene: HUB1
Exons: 3
Coding region: 1-816 (271 amino acids)
Biological process (GO): protein modification process; mRNA splicing, via spliceosome
Cellular component (GO): nucleus; cytoplasm
Molecular function (GO): protein tag activity; protein binding
Source: RefSeq, a predicted model, not a curated record
AUGCCUCGCUCCCGCUCCGGCUCGCCACCGCGCCGCUCUGCCUCUCCCGACAGGUCCGACAAGCCGAAACAAUGGACACAACGCCGUCCAAAGGAACUGAGCUUCUACAAGCGCAGUGCAAGGGACUUUGGCCAACCCUCGACCGGACCAGCAGAGGAAUACGAGGAAACAGCCAAAGAACGCGCCCAACGCCGCGAACGCGGAGAAGUACCUCGCCGCUUCGGCGGUACUCGCGACCAGGGCGUGCGUAAUACGAUGGGCAAUGUCCCAGCGGCCAUGGGAAGCUUGAAGCGCAGUGUGGACCCACUUGACCGAAUGGGGGUUAGGGGAGAGAAGCGGGACCGCGACCGCGACCGUGAACGGGAUCGUGACAGGGAUCGUGACAGGGAUCGUGAUCGCAGCGACCGCGGUAGGGACGACGCGCUGUACGACCGCGAGCGGGGGCGGCGGUACGAGCGGGUCGAUGAUGGCGAUUAUCGUCGCGCCUCGGAUAAGGCGGAUAUGCGGCAUCCUGAUCGGCGAGACAAGGAAGAAAACAAGGACAAGGACAAAGAUAAGAAGAUCCAGCAAGUUUCGGCAAGCAAGGUUCGAGCUGGGCGGAUGAUCGAGGUCAUUGCCAAUGACCGGAUGGGGCGCAAAGUUCGCAUCAAGUGCCUCCCAUCGGACACGGUGGGCGACCUCAAAAAGUUGAUUGCGGCGCAGACGGGCACGAACGCGUCCAAGAUCCAACUCAAGAAGGCGUACAUCAUGUUCAAGGACCACGUCAAGCUCGAGGACUAUGAGAUUAAUGAUGGCAUGGGUCUCGAAAUGUACUAG